Molecule: messenger RNA, 1605 nt
Organism: Aspergillus brunneoviolaceus CBS 621.78
Lineage: Eukaryota; Fungi; Ascomycota; Eurotiomycetes; Eurotiales; Aspergillaceae
Product: sugar porter family MFS transporter
Exons: 4
Coding region: 76-1605 (509 amino acids)
Biological process (GO): carbohydrate transport; transmembrane transport
Cellular component (GO): membrane
Molecular function (GO): carbohydrate:proton symporter activity
Source: RefSeq, a predicted model, not a curated record
GGAAUUUAAUGUGGCACAGUCAAGCUUUUUUUUUCUGUUGUCCUUUUUUCUUUGUCCGCACGGCCCGGGUUCACCAUGGCUCUCCCUCCCAAAUGGUAUCAGUUUCUGGUGUGUGUCUUUGCGUCGCUGGGAUCGGUGCUGUACGGAUAUGAUCUGGGUGUCAUCGCCGAGGCACUCACCAGCCCCUCGCUUAUCAAUGCCUUUAACGCCGACGCGACCAAACGCGGAGCAGUCACCUCCGUCUUCACCGGUGGCGCUUUCUUUGGUGCCUAUUUUGCCGGUCCACUGGGCGACUAUGCCGGCCGGAAAUGGACCAUCUUCGUUGGCGCCCUGAUCUUUUUGCUGGGCGGAGGCUUGCAGACAGGUGCGCAGAGCUUGAGUUAUCUGUACGCUGGUCGAGCCGUCGCAGGGCUGGGAGUCGGAAUCUUGGUCAUGAUUGUCCCGAUCUACCAGGCGGAAUUGGCCCAUCCGAACAUCCGCGGCCGGAUCACAUCCCUCCAACAGCUGAUGCUCGGGGUGGGCUCCCUGGUUGCGUCGUGGAUCUCCUGGGGCACCUUCAUCAACUUUGCGGACGAUGAUUCCCGCCAAUGGCGCGUCUCCCUGGGGAUCCAGAUGGUGCCGGCCGUCUUUCUGGCCGCGCUCAUCCUGCUGUUCCCCGAAUCGCCCCGCUGGCUGAUCGAUCAUGGCCGACUGGACGAGGGCCUCGCGACGCUGGCUCGCCUCCACGCCCGAGGCGACACCUCCGACGCCUGGGUGCAGGCUGAGUACGAACAGAUCACCGUCUCGAUCGCCCAAGAGCACGAGGCCGAGGCCAAAUCCUACAAGGAGCUCUUCACGGACCCGUCAUGCUUCCGCCGCCUGUUUCUGGCGUGCUCGAUCCAGGCCGCAGCCCAGAUGACGGGGGUGAGCGCCAUCCAGUACUUCAGCACGACCAUCUUCGAGCAAAUUGGCAUCGCCGCCAACGACACCCUCAAAUAUCAAGGCAUCAGCUCCAUCAUCGCCAUCAUUGCUCAGUUCUGCUGCAUGAUGAUGAUCGACAAGACGGGCCGUCGGUGGCCCCAGAUCAUUGGCAAUCUGUUCAAUUGCCUCUUCUUUGUCAUCCCCACCAUCCUCAUCGCCAAAUUUCCUCCCGGCGUCUCCAACAACACCUCCGCCAGCUGGGCCUUCAUCGUGAUGACGUGGUGCUACAACUUCUCCUACAGCGCGACCGUCGGCCCCCUGACGUGGAUCAUCUGCGCCGAGAUCUUCGACACCAAGACCCGGUCCAAGGGGGUCUCCAUCGCCACCAUGACCUCGUUCGCCUUCAACACGAUGAUCGGCCAGGUCACGGACAUCGCCAUCGACAAUAUCGGCGGGUGGCGCUUCUACGUGGUGUUUUGUGUGUGCAACUUCACGAACGCCAUCUUCUUCUGGCUGGUGCUGCCCGAGACCGCCCUGCGGCCCCUCGAGGAGAUGACGGCCCUGUUCGAGCAUGAACCCUGGCUGGUGCCGGGGUCGCAGACCAAGGGGUUCAUCGCGCGCAGGCGGGCAGGGGCGAUCAUGGAGGAGUUGGAGGGGGAUGAGAAACCGGGGCGGCUGACUUUCGUGCAUGCGGAGGGGAAGUGA